AUGGCUACCACUGCUCUUAGGAUACCAGCUAGCCGUACAGGGACUCCGAACAUACCAUCUCCUCAUCCCAAACCCACCGUCUCACUGGAAGAAUGGGAAGCCAAGGCGCCUCUUUCGGAUACCGAGCUCAGAAGUGUCACUGCUAUACAGGAUGCUCUCAGAGAGAAGGCUCUGCCUUUGAAGGAGCCCGAUACCGAAGAAAUACUAACUCAAAGUUCGCCCGCGACCCCAAAUUAUCGAAGCGAUAUUGUGAACUCUGCUCAACGUUCAGGGACACCUAGGCCGGAAGCCAGAUUACCUAUCCGAGAUACUCAGACCUUACGCCCCAAUCGCCCUGUGCAAACUACUCAAGAGUUUUAUGACUGGUUCUCUCUGAUCGAACGCUCGGUCGCGCAUGCCCAAGAAGCUCAUUACAGAGACCACCUGUCGGCUGUGAAGAAGCAUUUGGACACUUGUGAAGACUUGGCCGACAGUGUGGACUCAGUGCAUCAAGAUGUAGAUCAAAUGCUUGAUGGUUGGCAGAGCGUUGAAUCGGGAGGUAGGAGUCUGAAGGAUGCAUGUGAAGAACUUCUGGACGAACGCGACAGGUUGAUCAAAUUGACAGAAGAUGUCGGGGCACGCUUAGAAUAUUUCCAAGAAUUGGAACGUGCCACUCGGUUGCUCAAUCAUCCAGGAGAAUCCCUUGUCCUCCAGUCCGACUUUUUGGAAAUGGUCGAACGCGUCGACAUCUGCAUUGACUUUCUCCGUAACCACCGACACUAUCGCGAAGCAGAGAUCUAUCUCCUUCGUUUCCACCAGUGCAUGACACGGGCCAUGACAUUAAUCAAGAUGUAUUUUGUUGGCUCACUGAAGGCUUUAACGUCCGAUAUCAUGAAACGCCAUUCAUCCAACGAGAUUUCCUCAACUGCGCAAAUGCAUCUCCUUUACACACGUUUUCAGUCGGUCGCUAUGCAAGUGGCUCCGCUAAUCGGCGAACUAGAGCGAAGAACGCGAUCACAUCCAGAAGACUUGUCUGCUCUUUUGGCAGAAUGUCAUUCAGCAUACUUUUAUGCACGCAAAUCCCUUUUGUCUGGUAGAUUAACAGAGGAGAUCAAGGGCCUAGAUCCAAGUAGAUCUGACUUGGUUGAGCUGACAAGAGCAGGCUGUACCUAUCUCAAACAACUUUGUAUAGACGAGUUCGCGCUGUAUAAAUGUUUCUUCAAUUCAGGGAGGGACUUGCUCUACACAUAUUUAGAGAGCCUGUGUGAUUACUUAUACGAUGAUCUCAGGCCGCGUAUUCUUCACGAACCGCGACUUUCGAUCUUAUGUAGUGUGUGCAAAGUCUUGCAAGCACUGAUGGUUCUAGACGUGCCAGAGGACGAAACAUCUUCAGACGAAGAGGAUGGCUAUGGUCGACAUACGGAAUCGCAACAGGGAACUGAGCAAGGGCUUGGAAGGCUGCACAUCAGCCAGAUGCUUCGAAGCGUGUUGCAAGAUGCUCAAACUCGUCUACUGUUCAAGGCUCAGACCGUUGUUCAAGCAGAGGUGCGAUACUAUGUUCCAAAGCCGGAGGAAUUGGACUAUCCGAAGAGACUACAAGAAGCGCUUCGGCGUCUGCGUACAACUCACAACAAGGAGCGAGAAACCACCAAUCGAUUUUCUGAAAUGCAUUCAUUUGGAAAUCGUGACACGUGGUAUGCUGCCUUACAGACGACAGUUACGGUACUUGACCAGCUUCACGAGUUUGUGCAGCCUACAAUCUUCGACGACAUCGCGCAAGAGGCAAUCGAGCUCUGUCGGAUAAAUCUCCUUACUGCAGCGAAUAUGAUUGCCGCACGAUCAUCUCCACCCGAAGAACUUGACGCACAACUUUUCCUUAUUCGACAUUUACUUGUGCUGAAGGAAAUGAUCAGCGUGCUAGACCUUACUGAUCGAGACGCAGAUGGAUCAUUUGAGUUCCGGCAUGUCGCAGAAACAUUAAGAGAUAUGCUACGAACUACAAGCUUCAUUCCGUACGCUUUUGGAACAUCGGCGAUUAAGUCGCGAGACGAUACUCCUACAACUGGAAGCAAAGGCAUCGACGGAGACCUCAAACGCGCGUGCGAAGUCAUCAUCCAGCUCUGCGCCCGAAGCGCCACGGAACCAAUUCAAGAUUUCAUGCUUUCACUAGACGCAUUUUCGGCGGCGGUGGCUGCAUCGCCACCUACGAAGAACAACGCCACGCAAAAUAACAAAACAGAAGACAAACGCGAGAAGGCUCUUGUCACGCGAAGUGCCGCAAUUGACGUCGAAGCAACAUUCCGUGCUUCACUUGAGAAGGAGGUUCCACAAAUAGUUGAAAAACUCACGUUGUAUCUCGCCGAAGGUGAAAAGGGCACAGUCUCUGUGCUACUCGCACAUGUACAGGAACGCGUCGUCGAUGCGUACAUCGCAUUCCGUCGAGCAGCUGAGAUUUUGCCUGCUGAGGAUAAUGCUAAUGCUGGGGACGAUACUGCCGGUAGCGGGACGGAGAAUCGAAAUUUCGCAAGUCCCGAGGAUAUUCGGACGUUAUUCAAAGCCUUGUGUUAA
This is a messenger RNA of Fomitiporia mediterranea MF3/22, 2547 nucleotides long. Its product is annotated as Sec34-domain-containing protein. Gene Ontology annotation, cellular component: cis-Golgi network; COG complex; membrane. The record is from RefSeq and is a predicted model, not a curated record. The transcript is spliced from 11 exons. Bases 1 to 2547 code for a protein of 848 amino acids. Lineage: Eukaryota; Fungi; Basidiomycota; Agaricomycetes; Hymenochaetales; Hymenochaetaceae. Gene Ontology annotation, biological process: intra-Golgi vesicle-mediated transport; Golgi organization; intracellular protein transport.